Messenger RNA from Camelina sativa (false flax), 2297 nucleotides. Its product is annotated as ABC transporter E family member 1. Gene Ontology annotation, molecular function: ATP hydrolysis activity; ATP binding. NCBI's taxonomy places the organism in Eukaryota, Viridiplantae, Streptophyta, Magnoliopsida, Brassicales, Brassicaceae. The record is from RefSeq and is a predicted model, not a curated record.
AAAGAAAAAAAAAACAGUGCAUUGUAAGGGUUACAAAUCUAGCCCUAACCUGCUAAAGUGCCCCUUGCCCAGCUUCGCCGCUUUCAUCGCCACCUUGAUCCUUGUUGAGAGAUGGCAGACCGAUUGACUCGAAUCGCUAUCAUAAGUGAAGACAGGUGUAAGCCGAAGAAAUGUCGCCAGGAGUGUAAGAAGAGUUGUCCUGUUGUCAAGACUGGGAAACUUUGUAUUGAGGUUGCUCCUACUUCCAAGACUGCUUUCUUAUCCGAGGAGCUGUGUAUAGGAUGUGGUAUCUGUGUUAAGGUACUUACGCCUAGGCUAUAUCUUUUUUCUACAUUGAAUGAUUUUGUCUCCCUGAUUUGUUGGUGCACCAUUUUGCAGAAAUGCCCGUUUGAAGCUAUUCAGAUUAUCAAUCUUCCUAAGGACUUGGAGAAAGAUACAACCCAUCGUUAUGGUGCUAAUGGUUUUAAACUGCACAGGCUUCCAGUUCCAAGGCCGGGGCAAGUCCUUGGUUUGGUUGGAACAAACGGUAUUGGAAAAUCUACAGCUCUCAAAAUUUUGGCUGGAAAACUCAAACCAAAUCUUGGCAAAUUUAAUAAUCCUCCUGACUGGGAAGAUAUUUUAACUCGCUUCCGCGGGUCAGAACUUCAAAGCUACUUCAUCCGAGUCGUAGAAGAGAAUCUAAAGACUGCUAUAAAGCCACAACAUGUCGACCACAUCAAAGAAGUUGUUCGAGAUAAUCUUGGCAAGGUGCUUGAGAAGCUGGACGAGAGAGGAAUGGUGGAAGAGAUUUGUGCUGAUAUGGAGUUGAACCAGAUCCUGGAGCGUGAAGCAAGACAAGUAUCUGGUGGGGAGCUGCAGAGGUUUGCGAUUGCCGCAGUUUUCGUAAAGAAGGCUGAUAUAUACAUGUUUGAUGAACCAUCUAGUUACCUCGAUGUGAGGCAGAGACUCAAAGCUGCUCAAGUUAUACGCUCACUCCUCAGACAUGACAGCUACGUAAUUGUUGUGGAGCACGACCUCAGCGUCCUUGACUAUCUCUCCGAUUUCGUUUGCUGUUUGUAUGGGAAACCAGGAGCAUAUGGUGUCGUGACUCUCCCCUUUUCUGUCAGAGAAGGAAUCAAUGUGUUCUUGGCCGGGUUUAUCCCCACAGAAAACUUGCGUUUCAGGGAUGAAUCUCUGACCUUCAGGGUUUCUGAUACUCCACAAGAGACUGAUGGGGAAGUGAAGUCCUAUGCAAGAUACAAAUACCCAAACAUGAGUAAGCAACUUGGGGGUUUCAAGCUGCAAGUUAUGGAAGGGGAGUUCACAGACUCUCAGAUUAUUGUAAUGCUCGGAGAGAAUGGUACAGGGAAAACGACCUUCAUCCGCAUGCUGGCAGGCGCAUUCCCACGUGAAGAGGGUGUUGACUCGGGGAUGCCGGAGUUUAAUGUGUCGUACAAACCGCAAGGCAAUGAUUCGAAGCGCGAGUGUACAGUAAGACAGUUGCUACAUGAUAAGAUCCGUGAUGCAUAUACGCAUCCUCAGUUUGUGUCAGAUGUAAUAAGACCGCUUCAGAUUGAGCCGUUGUUGGAUCAAGUGGUAAAAACUCUGUCGGGUGGAGAGAAGCAGAGGGUUGCCAUUACUCUAUGCCUUGGGAAGCCCGCUGAUAUCUAUCUGAUUGAUGAGCCAAGUGCGCAUUUGGACUCAGAGCAGCGGAUCACAGCUUCAAAGGUGAUAAAACGGUUUAUCCUGCAUGCAAAGAAAACAGCGUUUAUCGUAGAGCAUGACUUUAUUAUGGCGACCUAUCUGGCGGACAGAGUCAUUGUGUACGAAGGACAGCCAGCCGUCAAGUGUAUCGCUCAUUCGCCACAGUCGCUGCUCAGCGGAAUGAACCUCUUCUUAUCGCACCUGAACAUCACAUUCAGACGAGAUCCAACAAACUUCAGGCCAAGGAUCAACAAAUUAGAGUCUACCAAGGACAAGGAGCAAAAGGCUGCGGGCUCAUACUACUACUUAGACGAUUGAUUUGAUCGGUGAGAGAGAGUGAGAGAGAGAUGUAGCUUAUGCAUAUGCCUGAAGACUUAAAUUUACCCUUCUUCGGGAAGUUUACUACUACAGUAGUAGUUUGAGACUGAAACAGCCCCUUUGAUUAUUCUGUUAGUUUCGAUAGUCCUUGUCUGCCGUCUGAAGUUGACUUUAAGCGUUAAAUACUUAAAAUAGAUUUGAUUGCGAUUGUCUUAUUCAAGUGAUAUCUUUGUCGUAUUGUUCUGUUUUUCUUUUGUUUUAGUCAACUCGUGAAAGAGAGCUCUGUUUUCUCUGUA